GAUUUGGUGAGGGAAUUAGCGAAAGAGGCGCUUAGACGUGAAACGGUGUCGGGUUAAAUGCAGAGAGAAAGAAGGAAAUGUAAAUUGAAUUUGCGAAUUGGUAAUUGCAAGCAAAACCCUAGUGAGUGAUAGAUAGGUGAGGUGCUGUUGUCUGAAUCGAAUAGAAUCGGGAAGGAAGAUCAAAGAUGUGGUGGAGAUCAGCAUCUUUCAUCAUGGACAGGCAGCGGAACGAGGAGGCUGAUCUGAAGGGGGACUCCUCAAACCCUAACCCUAACCCUAAUAUCUCUGCCUACUAUGAGACGAGAGCGGCGCACCACGGCGUGGUCACCAGCGACUGGCUGGCCCAGGCUCAGGCCGCUAUUGGGCCCGACCCCGACCCCAACCCUGAACCUGAACCUCAACUCAGGCCCGAUCCUGACAAGCCCUUCAGUGUCAUCGAUGAGUUUAACAGCUGGCGGAAACAGCCCCAUUUGGCCGAGGCCGUCGCCGCCAUUCGGGCCCUGGCCGCCGUCAUAAGGUCCAGCAAGGCUACCACCAUGAUGCAGCUCGAGAUUGAGCUCAAGAAGGCCUCCGAUUUUCUCAAGUCUUGGGAUACCACCUCUAUCUCUCUGACAGCCGGCUGUGAUCUCUUUAUGCGAUAUGUCACUCGGACUUCUGCUUUAGAAUACGAAGACUUCAAUUCCGCUAAGUCUCGCUUGAUCGAGCGCGCUGAGAAGUUUGGAGAAAUCUCCUACAAGGCCCGCAAAGUUAUUGCAAUGUUGAGUCAGGAUUUUAUAUUUGAUGGCUGCACAAUUUUGGUUCAUGGUUUUUCCAGAGUUGUCUUUGAAGUCCUAAAACUUGCUGCACAAAAUAACAAACUAUUUCGGGUCUUCUGCACAGAGGGAAGACCAGACCGAACAGGUUUGCGGUUGUCGAAUGAGCUGGCCAAACUUGAUGUUUCAGUGAAACUUCUAAUAGAUUCUGCUGUUGCAUAUACUAUGGAUGAGGUGGACAUGGUUUUUGUGGGUGCGGAUGGAGUUGUCGAAAGUGGGGGCAUAAUCAACAUGAUGGGGACCUAUCAAAUAGCAUUGGUUGCUCACAGUAUGAAUAAACCAGUUUAUGUCGCUGCUGAGAGCUACAAGUUUGCUCGCCUUUACCCUCUUGACCAAAAGGAUUUAGCCCCUGCAUUACGCCCUAUUGAUUUUGGCGUACCUAUUCCAUCGAAGGUUGAGGUUGAAAGGUCCGCGCGGGACUACACCCCUCCUCAAUACCUGACUCUGCUUUUCACAGAUUUAGGUGUUCUUACUCCAUCUGUCGUUAGUGAUGAGCUCAUCCAGCUAUACUUAUAGUAAUCCAUCCAUGUAUAUUUUUCCCCCUAUUUUCCCUAUCAAGAUCAUGUAUUUCACAUGAAACAAUUUUGUGACAAGCACGUGUAUUGUUUCAAUUAAUUAGGGAUAGGUUUUAGUAUCUGUGUGCAACACGUAAUUUGUUAAUUCUUUGAUUGAAUUUCGAAGCAUAGCGCGAUUUCUGUGA
Messenger RNA from Glycine soja, 1512 nucleotides. Its product is annotated as translation initiation factor eIF-2B subunit alpha-like. The transcript is spliced from 5 exons. Lineage: Eukaryota; Viridiplantae; Streptophyta; Magnoliopsida; Fabales; Fabaceae. The record is from RefSeq and is a predicted model, not a curated record. Gene Ontology annotation, biological process: translational initiation. Gene Ontology annotation, molecular function: translation initiation factor activity; guanyl-nucleotide exchange factor activity. Gene Ontology annotation, cellular component: eukaryotic translation initiation factor 2B complex. Bases 186 to 1328 code for a protein of 380 amino acids.